CUAUAUGUACUCCGCGGGUUGCCGUAGAACGACGUGCCGUGUUCCAGUUUGUGAUGAUCGAAGCUAACAGCAAAAUGUUGUUGUCAUGGGCUUGUUUUUUGUCGUUAUCAUUAAGUUUUAUCGGACAACAUGUCACGUUUGCAUUGCAGGACGUUACUAGGGAUUUAUUUGCCUCGGAGAACUAUGGUACAGUAGCGGCUUUCGGUGACUUCAACUCUGAUAAACAGACUGACAUUUUCAUCAUCAGGAAGCGAUCUGAGCUGUUGAUUUUCUUGGCUGAUCUUAAAGCUCCUUAUUUCAAACCUAAAGUCCAUCUGACUAAAGAGGUUUUCCCAAGUGACUUCAGCAUAAGCAGUGUGGUCCCGGGUGAUUACGAUGGAGACUCUCAGAUGGAUGUGCUUCUCACUGGCCACUCAAAGGGCCCUUCACAGACAAUUGCCAUCAUCUUCUGGGGACAUAACCAAACUUUGGACCAGAGUGAAAAGGUGGAGCUUAACAGGACUUUUGGUGAUCAGCCCCUCGUCAUGGACUUUAAUGGGGACAUGAUUCCAGACAUUUUUGGAUCUGUUGGUGGUUCAUCAGAGGUUUGCUAUCUCAGGAACAGAGAACAGAAAUGUGAGAAGGCUCUUGGAUCUGAUGUCAAAAUGCGCAUCCCUCAUUCCAAUGCUUUCAUUGACCUUAACAAGGACUUCACUGCCGCACUUCUGAUUAACCAAUUAAACUGGACGUUUGUGUCUGAAAGGAUGGUUGAUUCUGCUGAUUCUGCGCAGAUUGGUUUCAACGAUGGAGAUUUGUUCCUCACCACCGAAUCAAAUACAUUUGAGACCUGGAUCAAUAAGGAUGGGAACUUCACCAGAACCCUUUCUGGAAAUGCACCGGAAAAUGCAAUGCAAGUGGGUCAAUCUGCAUUUGUAGACUUCGACGGUGACGGCACCCAAGACCACCUCUUGCCAGUCUGUAUGGAUGAUUCAUGUGGCAAAAGUGCAAUUUACCUGGCCAAGACUGGAGGGACAGAGUGGGUGCCGGUGCUGACAGACUUCAGAUGGAAGGAUUCAGUGUGGGGCUUUGUGCCCUUUCAAGGCAGUUCCACUUCGGAAGAACUGCAAAUUCCCAUCACCCUGCACUUAGGAGACUAUAACUUAGAUGGCUUUCCCGAUGCCCUCGUCAUCCUCCGUAACACCAGCAGCGGCAGCACGCAGCAGCAGGCAUUCCUGCUGGAGAAUGUGCCGUGUAAUAACGCGAGCUGUCGGGAUGUGGGCCGCAUGUUCCGUGUGCACUGGGAACAGUCAGAUAUCAGUGCCAUCCCCAGGGCUGUUGUGGCCACUUUUUUUGACAUCUAUGAGGACGGAAUAUUAGAUAUGAUUGUGCUCAGCAAGGUGGAAAAGGAAGACCUCGUCAUCCACGCUUUGAAGAACAAUUAUGAGGCUGAUGCAUAUUUCGUAAAAGUGAUCGUGCUCAGUGGCCUGUGCUCCAAUGACUGUCCAGAGAAUGUUAAGCCCUUCGGUGUGAAUCAGCCUGGCCCGUAUGUCAUGUACACAUCAGUGGACUCCAACGGUUAUCUAAAGAACGCGUCUGCGGGGCAGCUCAGCCAGUCGGCUCAUCUCGCACUCCAGCUGCCCUACACCGUGCUCGGUCUGGGGCGCAGCGCCAACUUCCUGGAUCACCUGUUUGUGGGCAUCCCCCGGCCCCCUGGAGGGAAGGAUGUGAGGAAACAGGAGUGGACCGCUAUCAUUCCUAACUCCCAGCUCAUCGUUAUUCCAUACCCACAGAAUGACCCUCGCAGCUGGAGUGCGAAGCUCUACCUAACCCCAAGUAAUAUAGUCUUAUUGACAGCGAUAGCACUGAUUGGCGUGUGCGUCUUUAUUCUCGUCAUCAUCGGGAUACUGCACUGGCAGGAGAAGAAAGCAGAUGACCGGGAGAAGAGACAGGAGGCCCAUCGCUUCCAUUUUGAUGCCAUGUGAGCAUUAUGGGUAAACACUGAGAAGAUCGGGUCUGCUUUCAUUUCAGUGGUUUAUUUAAUAAACUUUUUUUUUUUUUUUUUUUCUCAAACUGGAGCAUUUUUAUGCAUUUAAUAAUGUCUGAAAUCAGAGGAAUCCAUCAAAAUAUGAAUAGUUUGAACAGUGAUGUGCCUCUGUAGAUCUGUUGACAUCUGAAGAGAAAAGAUAUGUUUCUGUCAAGUUUGUUUACAUGAUUCUAAACGCAUAAUUAUGAUUGCACAUUAACAAGAAGUGUUUGGUGCCAUUUUCUGUACUUUAUUUUGGCAUAUUUGCAUUUCUUUGUAUUGUUAAAGUAACAGGUAAAUGUCAAGUGGGCAGAAGCAGAAAUGUUUUUGAAAGACUUAAUUAGUUGUCUGCCUUUGUGUAUGGAAUGGAUGUGACUGUGAGAUUAGUUCUUUCACUUCACUAAUUCCCUUUAAAAAAAUAAACGCUUUGAAUCUAAGCGCUACAUGAGGCCCCCGUCAACAAAAGUGUGUUCUGUAAACUAAUUUUAUUAGGCAUUUUGAUGUAUGGAACCAAAAAAACGGAGUUAUUAAAAACUGCAUCACUCUAUUACAAUAAAGUAUUGCUUUAACUAUAAACACUCAGUGCCAACCACUUCCAAAUGAUUCCCAAAAGUUUGUUUCAAUUCAUUAACAUGCCAUUGGAUGUAAACAUUCUAUAGAAAGUCCCUGACCCUAAUUGUCCGUAGUCAACAUAUAGCAGGUCGCUCUGUUUCUGCAUGUUCUGUCUUCAUUUUGCAUUCUAGUAAUUCCUACUGUGUCCGCCUUUCCGAUUGUUAGGCACAGUUAUCAGUACUUAAACUCUGGGUUGUUUUUCCGUUGUCACUGAUGCCUUUAGGUAUUUUUCCUUGAUUUCUAAGUGGUUUUAUUUAUUUCUUAUACCUAUUUUUAAAACACUGUAUUGUAAUUAUGUGCUGCUGAAGAAUGUUUAGUGUGAAGGGUUUUGUUCUUAGCUGUAUAUAUCUGACAGGUGCUCUGAUCAAUGUAUUAAUUUAUAUGCUAAUCUCUUUUACCUUUGUAUGGUGGUGUUAUGGUGCACUAUAUGCACAUUAAUUAAGCAGUUUCACUUCCAAAGGUAAAAUCAGUUGUCAAACCACCAAUAAUACAACUGUAUACUAGACUUGCAUGUUAACUAGCACACAAUUCAUGCAGAUGGUUUUUGCUAAUUGUUUCUGGUCAGUCCAUAUUGGUCCUAACAGGUUGUGCAUCUGUGCUCUGUUUUAAUUAUUAAUUAAUCACUCUCAACAUGUUUUGGUUGCGUUGAAAUGCUGUUUGUCAGUUGAAUGUUGUAUUGAAAAUAAACAUGACCAAAUUCUUUAUUACCUUUA
Messenger RNA from Ctenopharyngodon idella (grass carp), 3327 nucleotides. It is a transcript of the gene itfg1, whose product is annotated as integrin alpha FG-GAP repeat containing 1. NCBI's taxonomy places the organism in Eukaryota, Metazoa, Chordata, Actinopteri, Cypriniformes, Xenocyprididae. The transcript has 19 exons. The record is from RefSeq and is a predicted model, not a curated record. The coding region runs from base 54 to 1961 and encodes 635 amino acids. Gene Ontology annotation, cellular component: plasma membrane.